This is a messenger RNA of Drosophila arizonae, 3640 nucleotides long. It is a transcript of the gene GluRIA, whose product is annotated as Glutamate receptor IA. NCBI's taxonomy places the organism in Eukaryota, Metazoa, Arthropoda, Insecta, Diptera, Drosophilidae. Gene Ontology annotation, molecular function: ligand-gated monoatomic ion channel activity. Gene Ontology annotation, cellular component: membrane. The record is from RefSeq and is a predicted model, not a curated record.
ACCGAGUUAAUUAACCUAAUACGAACGAAAAACCGAAAAAAAAAAAAAAAAAAAACAAACAAACUCUUGGCAGAACACCAAAUGCACAGUUGAGCAGGCAACGAAACGUCUUUGGAAGCUGCCACGCGCGCUCAAUAGGGGCCAACAGCUGCCUCCGGUUGUUGCAACAAAUUAAGGUAACAACAUACCCGAAAGUCACAAAAAAAAAAGAAAAAUAAAAGAAACGCGCAUUCGAUAAAAAAGAGAAAAGUGGAGAAGAGAAGGAAAACAACUCGAAAAACUUACAAGUGGAAAAUUCUCACCGAAUUUGUUGCGAAAGCAAAUAGCAAUACAAAAUGCAUUCGAGGCUAAAAUUCUUGGCAUAUUUACAUUUAAUGUGCGCUGGCAGCAUUUGUUGGCUGGAAUUUAGCGCAGCUCAGCUACAGCAGCAGCAACAACAACAAUUGCAACAACAAUCUGCAUCGUUAACCGAGAAAAUACCAUUAGGCGCCAUCUUCGAGCAGGGCACGGACGAUGUGCAAUCAGCCUUUAAAUAUGCAAUGCUCAAUCACAAUCUGAAUGUCAGUGCGCGUCGCUUUGAGCUGCAGGCGUACGUUGAUGUCAUCAAUACGGCGGAUGCAUUCAAAUUAUCGCGCUUGAUUUGCAAUCAAUUCUCGCGCGGAGUCUACUCAAUGCUGGGCGCCGUAUCGCCGGACUCGUUUGACACAUUGCACUCCUAUUCGAAUACGUUCCAAAUGCCAUUCGUGACGCCCUGGUUUCCGGAAAAGGUGCUCGCCCCGUCAUCAGGCCUGUUGGAUUUCGCAAUCAGCAUGCGUCCGGAUUAUCAUCAGGCAAUUAUUGAUACCAUACAGUACUACGGCUGGCAAAGCAUUAUUUAUCUGUACGAUUCGCACGAUGGCUUACUGCGCCUGCAGCAAAUCUAUCAAGAACUGAAGCCCGGAAAUGAAACAUUUCGUGUGCAAAUGGUCAAACGCAUCGCCAACGUAACGAUGGCCAUUGAAUUUUUGCACACGAUGGAGGAUUUGGGGCGCUUCAGCAAAAAGCGCAUCGUGCUCGACUGCCCGGCGGAAAUGGCCAAAGAGAUCAUCAUACAGCAUGUGCGGGACGUAAAGCUUGGCAGGCGCACCUAUCAUUACCUGCUCAGCGGCCUGGUCAUGGAUAACCACUGGCCCAGCGACGUUGUGGAGUUUGGAGCCAUCAACAUCACCGGCUUUCGCAUUGUGGACACUAAUCGGCGCGCCUUGCGUGAUUUCCAUGACAGCCGGAAGCGCUUAGAGCCGGCGAGUGGUGCUGGCACAGCAGGCGGCGCCAGUCAGCCAGCUAUUUCGGCCCAGGCAGCACUCAUGUACGAUGCGGUCUUUGUGCUUGUCGAGGCCUUCAAUCGCAUUCUGCGCAAGAAGCCGGAUCAGUUUCGUGCCAAUCAUCUGCAGCGGCGGAGUCAUGCGGGCGGCGCAGGCGGCGCCAACUCGCUGAACGAAUCGAGCGCCCUGUUGGACUGCAGCACAUCCAAGGGCUGGGUCACGCCCUGGGAGCAGGGAGAGAAAAUCUCACGGGUGCUGCGCAAGGUGGAAAUCGAUGGAUUGACUGGCGCUGUGCGCUUUGAUGAUGACGGGCGGCGAGUGAACUACACCUUGCAGGUGGUGGAGAUGUCGGUGAACAGCACGCUGCAACAGGUGGCCGAGUGGCGGGACGAUAUCGGCUUCCUGCCGUUCCACGGCCAUCGCAGCCAUGGCAGCAGCUCGCGCAGCACAACGGCCGCCAGCAAUGGGGAUUAUACACGCAAUCACACGUACAUCGUGACCAGUGUGCUGGAGGAGCCAUAUCUAAUGCAUAAGGCCAGCUACGGCCAGCAGCUGGUUGGCAACGAACGCUUUGAGGGAUAUUGCAAGGAUAUGGCCGAGCUGAUUGCCAACAGGCUGGGCAUUAAAUUUGAGCUGCGACUGGUGCAGGACGGCAACUACGGCUCCGAGAAUCAGUUCGCACCCGGCGGCUGGGAUGGCAUGGUGGGUGAGCUGGUGCGCAAGGAGGCGGACAUGGCGAUUGCAGCGAUGACGAUUACGGCGGAACGGGAGCGCGUCAUAGACUUUACCAAGCCCUUCAUGUCCCUGGGCAUCUCCAUAAUGAUUAAGAAGCCAGUGAAACAAACUCCAGGCGUCUUCAGUUUUCUGAAUCCGCUCUCGCAGGAGAUAUGGAUAAGUGUCAUCUUGAGUUACGUCGGCGUAAGCCUUGUGCUUUACUUUGUCACGCGGCUGCCGCCCCACGAGUGGCGCAUCGUGCGUCGCUCGACCAGUGAAACGAAUUCACAGCAACAGCCACCGGGCAUCAUUGGUGGUGUCCACUUGAGCGAACCACCGGAGCCACAUCAGCCAGCAGCAGCACCACUCAACGAGUUUAGUCUGCUCAACUCGUUUUGGUACUCGCUGGCUGCCUUCAUGCAGCAGGGCUGCGACCUGACACCGCCCUCGAUAGCCGGACGCAUUGCUGCCGCCGUUUGGUGGUUCUUCACCAUCAUUUUGAUCUCGUCCUACACAGCCAAUUUGGCUGCAUUCCUCACAGUCGAGCGCAUGGUGGCGCCCAUCAAAUCGCCCGAGGAUCUGGCCAUGCAAACCGACGUCCAGUACGGCACACUGCUGCACGGCUCCACUUGGGACUUCUUUCAUCGCUCGAAGAUUGGAUUGCAUACCAAAAUGUGGGAGUACAUGAACGCCAAUCCGCACCUGUCCGUGCGCACCUACGACGAGGGCAUCCGACGUGUGCGCACCUCCAAGGGCAAGUACGCCCUGCUCGUGGAGUCGCCAAAGAAUGAAUAUGUUAACGCGCGCGCUCCCUGCGACACCAUGAAGGUGGGGCGCAACAUAGACACCAAGGGCUUUGGCAUAGCCACGCCCAUUGGUUCGCCACUGCGGAAUCGUCUCAAUCUGGCUGUGCUGUCGCUCAAGGAGAACGGCGAGCUGCUCAAGCUGCGCAACAAAUGGUGGUUUGACAAAACCGAAUGUAAUCCCAAUUUGGACAGCCAGGAGACGAGCACACCCAACGAGCUCUCGCUGAGCAAUGUGGCCGGCAUCUAUUACAUAUUAAUUGGCGGUCUGCUGCUCGCCGUCCUGGUGGCCAUACUCGAGUUUAUUUGCCGCAGCAAGACGUCGCGUCACAAGCUGCCAGCCAAUGGCUCCACUGGCGGCGGCAUGUUGGGCUCCUCUACAUAUCAGCGGGACUCUCUCUCGGAUGCCAUCAUGCAGUCCCAGGCCAAGCUCGCCAUGCAGGCRGGCAGCGACUACGACGAGCGUCUGGUGGGCGUUGAGCUGGCGUCCAAUGUGCGCUAUCAGUACAGCAUGUAAAUGCAGUUGGUCUCCAAGUAAACUUGUAUAUAGGAUUUGAAACGCAUUAACUAACUAAACGACGCUGGCAAUCAAUGGCAAAUUUAGAGACGGAUCAGUUGGGAGUUGGCAUUCGGCAAGAGGCGGAAGCAGAGGCGGAGGCGGAGGCGACGGCGGCGGCGUUCUAAAACUGUACAGCAUAAUUAUUUGUAUUUUUGAUAAAUGUUUACAUUGGGAUUGCAUAAUAACUAAAUGGAAGUAGCUGUAAUUAGCGCUUAAGUCAAAAAUUAUUCAAAAUAAUAAAGCGUAACAUUUAAGCAGAGUGA